Molecule: messenger RNA, 513 nt
Organism: Quercus robur (English oak)
Lineage: Eukaryota; Viridiplantae; Streptophyta; Magnoliopsida; Fagales; Fagaceae
Exons: 3
Coding region: 1-513 (170 amino acids)
Source: RefSeq, a predicted model, not a curated record
AUGGACACAAAGGCCAAUGAGUUUUCAGAUGAAACCACAUGUAAGAAAAGGCAGUGCUUGGGAGCUAUAUUAGUGAUGUUGAACUGUUAUCUCCUUCAUCAAGUUGUGGAUGCAACGGUGGACAGCACGCAAGCAGGAGAGCCUUCUGAUUGCUUUGAGGAACAGGCGGAAUCAUCAUUAAAAAAAGUGACAACAUUCAGGGUUGGUGGUCAAUUGCAGGAUGUGAAUAUCCAUGUCGGAUUUGUGAAAGAUGAUACUGAAAUGAAUUGUGGAAACCCAGUAAUUAAAGCUGGAUCAUGUUCAGAUAAAAAGGUCGAGGUUGGGAAUUCUAGCGAGUUGGUUGAGGAACCCCAUAAAUGGAAGCAUCCUUCGCAAUCCCAGCUUGCUGGCUAUAAUGAUAAAUCAAUUACAUUGGAGUAUGAAAUGAGAGUUUGUGAUAUCUGUGGAGAUGCAGGACGUGAGGAGUUGCUUGCUAUUUGUAGCAAAUGCAGUGAUGGGGCAGAGCACAUGUAA